Messenger RNA from Dendronephthya gigantea, 2379 nucleotides. RefSeq lists its product as uncharacterized. The coding region runs from base 1 to 2379 and encodes 792 amino acids. NCBI's taxonomy places the organism in Eukaryota, Metazoa, Cnidaria, Anthozoa, Malacalcyonacea, Nephtheidae. The transcript has 2 exons. The record is from RefSeq and is a predicted model, not a curated record.
AUGUCGGUUUGCGAAAGCGCAGAUAUAGUUGAUGAAAUUUCGGCUGUUGAGCGGGAAGACUCUUCGCCACAGCAGUCGUCUUGUAACGGCUCAGUGAGCACAAAAGACGACCGAUUGCUUUCCUUUCUUAGCGAUAUGCGAGAAGACAUGCAACUUACGCAUAAAUUAUUAGCACAAAUGCUUGCACAAGGCAACACAAGCUCAUCUCAAGGAGAUGAAAAUUUUGGCGGGAAACGCAAAGCCAAGAUGUUUGAGGUCGCCGUUCCCAGCCACGUUAACGCUAAUAAGCGUAGUAAAAACACUCACACAGCUUCAGAGAAAGCAACGAAACAUGCUUCAGAGAAAGCAACAGAUAAUGCUUCAGAGAAAGCGCAAGAACUCGCUUCAAACGAUGAAGUGCAUGAUCAGACUCCAGAUGAGUCAAACAUAGUUGAGGACGACAUAUUAAGCGUCCAUGCCGGAGUAGAUGAGCUAAUCGAUCAAGCCGAACUAGAUUCCGAUGAGAAUGAGGAGGUUGAAGAUCUCCUCGCUGUUAUCAAUGAGUCUUUAAACCCUUCCGAUGAAACUGGGGCCCCUGUUUCAGAACGAUUGGCCAAAUUGGUGAAUGAAAAAUUCACACUUGAUUUUGACUUAGAAAAACGCAAAUCUAUAAUGGAGAACUAUAAGACUCCUAAGAAUUGUGAUCAACUUUUUUCCCCCCGGGUGAACCCUGAGAUUUGGGGGAGAUUGUCGAGUUCUGUAAAAAGAACAGAUAUCAAAUCCUCUGUCUUGCAAGAUAUCUUGCUAAGCGUAUCCUCUGCUAUGGUCAAUACAAUGGAGGCUUUGCUUGAGAGCAGAGGGAAGAAAGCCUUUCCAAAUUAUGAGGCACUUUUGUCUAAUUUGACAGAUUCUAUUGCCCUACUAGGGCAUGUGCACAAAGAGAUAUCAUUUAAUCGCAAAGAUGCACUCCGGUAUCACCUCAAUCCGGAAUUCCGACAAGCAUGCUCCCGGGUUGUUAAGCCUACAAGGUUUUUAUUUGGGGAUGAUCUUUCCAAGACCAUCCAAGAUAUUCGGGCCACAAACAAAGUUGUUAAUACUGUGGCCCAGGGAACUUUUUCCAAUCGAGGGCAGUUGUCCUCUUAUUACUCUGAAUGGGCAAAUUUCACUUCAGACAGCUCAAUACUUGAAACUGUUUCGGGUGAGAAAUUAAAUUUUAUAGAAUUUCCAAUAGCUUCAUCUUACCCAUUAAAUAGCAUAUGUAAAGAACACUACUCAUUAGCUGAUGCGGAAAUUAAAAGCUUACUAGAAAAGAGGGUAAUUAUAGAGUGUUCGCAUGAAGAAGGAGAAUUUAUCUCCCCUGUAUUUACUGUGCCUAAGAAGGAUGGACGAGUCAGAUUGAUACUCAACCUGAAAAAGUUAAACCAGUGUAUACAAAACUACCAUUUUAAAAUGGAAGGCAUUCAAACCAUUAUGAAACUGGUAACUAAAAAUUGCUGGAUGGCUACACUUGACCUAAAAGAUGCUUAUUACAGUGUCAAGGUGGACCCAGCUUACCAAAAAUAUUUAAAGUUUUUCUAUAGAAACAAGUUGUAUAAAUACUUAGCUCUUCCCAAUGGUUUGGCUACAUGCCCUAGAAAAUUUACCAAACUUAUGAAACCACCACUGGCUCAGCUUAGAGAGAGGCAUCAUAUUAUUAGUGGGUACAUUGAUGACUUCUAUUUGCAGGGUCAUACUUAUGCUAGGUGUGCUAAUAAUAUUCUUGAUACUGUAGAAACCUUUGACAGGCUAGGUUUAGUUAUUCACCCAGAAAAGUCUGUUACCUCCCCAUCACAAGAAGUUAUUAUUCUGGGGUUUGUUAUUAACUCUAUAACAAUGACUAUCAGAGUUACAAUCGAGAAGAAGGAAAAAAUAAAGAAGCUUUUGAUUGCCGCUAUUGCAAAUCCUGUAGAUAUUUCUAUAAGGCAGGUAGCUAAGAUUAUUGGUUGCCUUGUCUCUUCUUUACCUGGAGUCCAGUAUGGGGCUUUGUAUUACAGAUACCUUGAAAUGGAUAAAAUAUCAGCUCUUAAAAUAGCAAAAGGAAAUUUUGAUGCCCCCAUGACUAUCUCUGAAGAUGGUCUUGUAGAGUUAAGAUGGUGGGUUACCCAUAUAGAUGAAAGUUUUAAUUAUCUAAUGUCUUUUCCCAUUGAUAUUACCAUAUACUCUGACGCAUCCUUACAGGGAUGGGGAGCCGUACUCGGAGAUACAUCCUCAGGGGGGAGGUGGUCUCCAGAGGAACGUACAAAUCACAUCAAUUAUCUUGAACUUCUGGCAGCAUUUUUUGCCCUAAGAUUGUUUUGCAAUACCAUUCAGAGAAAGCAUGUUAAACUCAUGAUAGAUUACCACAGCAGUAGCAGUAAUUAA